Messenger RNA from Hyla sarda, 2042 nucleotides. RefSeq names its product lipid droplet associated hydrolase (gene LDAH). Gene Ontology annotation, molecular function: lipase activity. The transcript is spliced from 8 exons. The record is from RefSeq and is a predicted model, not a curated record. The coding region runs from base 328 to 1299 and encodes 323 amino acids. Gene Ontology annotation, biological process: lipid storage. Lineage: Eukaryota; Metazoa; Chordata; Amphibia; Anura; Hylidae. Gene Ontology annotation, cellular component: lipid droplet.
AGGGGCACUGCGGUUGGCAUUGUGGGGCGUUUUGUCUGGCACUGUGAGAAGUCCUGUUGCUGACAUUUUGCCUACAGUGCUUUGACUGGCUUUGGGGGCAUUGGAUCUGAUACUGUGGAGCCUGAGAAUGGCGGCCGCCGUGAUCUGCUGUAAGAUCUGGACGUCUUGGCACUGAAAUGACUUUUUAAUGAGAAAUGGAAAAAGUGACUUGCCGGUUCUGUGCAGGUGGAAAAAGGUUAACACAACUCGGCUGUCAGAUCUAGUUAUAAAAAUGUCCAUAGAACUGAAGGAAAAUACACGAGACAGAAGAGAAUGACCUAAAAAAAGAUGUCGGAGGAAAAUAUACCUAUACAUGAUGAAAUCGUCUACUGCCUUGGAGCUGCUACACAAGUUCUUAAAUGUGGGCCUUGGAGGGAUCUGCAUAAAACCUCAAAUGAAGCCCCACCUAAACUGCUGUUCUUCAUCAUUACAGGUAAUCCUGGAGUAGUCGGAUUCUACAGAACCUUCAUUCAGUCCUUGUACUGUGGAUUUAAGGGGAAAUAUCCAGUAUGGGCCAUCAGCCAUGCGGGUCACUGUUCACCACCCACUGGAAUGGAUCUGACUGAUGAACAUGACCACCAGAUAGAUGACGUAUUUGGCCUCAAUGGACAAAUUGAACACAAACUCUUCUUCUUAAAACAGAGUGUUCCAGCUGAUAUAAAGCUGGUUCUUAUUGGCCAUUCUAUCGGUUGUUAUAUCAUCUUGGAAAUGAUGAAGCGAUCUCCAGAACUGAAGGUUUUGAAAUCCAUUCUGCUCUUUCCAACUAUUGAGAGGAUGGCAGAGUCACCCCAGGGCAAGUUAGUGACGCCAUGGUUAUGUAACUUGCGGUAUGUGGUGUACAUGCCUCUGUAUCUACUUUCCUUCUUACCAGAAUUCAUGAAGACUUUUCUGGUGAAGUUAGCCCUGCAUGGCUUAAAGUCCGUGGAUGAACCCUUACUGGUGGCCGCACUGAACCUGUUCAACAUUGAGUGUGCCGCAAAUGGCAUGUACUUGGGUAGUCAAGAAAUGGUGAAGGUUGUUGAAAGGGACAAUGCCACGAUCAAGCAACAUUUAAACAAGUUGAUUAUCUACUAUGGGGCCACGGACAGAUGGUGCCCAGUCCAGUAUUAUGAAGAUAUUAAGAAGGAUUUUCCAAAAGGCAAUAUCUGGCUGUGCAAUAAGGGCUACAGACAUGCCUUCGUCUUGGACUCCAGCAAAGAAGUGGCUUCCUUGGUUGUUACCUGGAUGAGCGAACUGUCUUCUUCCAAGAAAUAUUUGUAAUGGUAUCUUCCAAGAAAUAUUUGUAAUGGUUUCUCAGGUUAGAGAUCAUAGAAGGAAGAGGGUUAUCAUAGCUUUGAUAUAUUAUAGGAUGAACUAUGGUUCUUUAAAGGGGUACUGGAAAACAUUUUUUUUCUUAUCAACUGGUGCCACGAAGUUAAACAGAUUUUAAAUUGUAAAUUGCUUCUAUUUAAAAAUCGUAUUCCUUCCAGUACUUAUCAGCUGCUGUAUGCUCCACAGGAAGUUAUUUUCUUUUUUGGAUUUAUUUUCUGUCUGUCCACUGUGCUCUCUGCUGACACCUCUUUCCAUGUCAGGAACUGUUCAAAGUAGGGGCAAUUCACCAUAGCAAACAUAUACUUCUCUGGACAGUUCCUGACAUGGACAGUGGUGAAAAAAUGUUUUCCAGCAGAGUACCCCUUUAAUUUAUAGCUAGAAUACACCUGACAAGCAUUCGUAUGUAAAAAAAAAAAAAAAGCCCAAAGGUGAAUAUUGGGAAAAAGGUCCAACUCAUGCAGUACUUUGGGUAAAUAAUUUGUGAUGAGGUUUGUAUUCUGGUGGACCAAAGGUAUAAAUUAUGGGAUCUGCAAUAGUUUAAUGUAUGGAUGGAAAUUACCCCCAAAAAAUGGUAGCUAUAAUCUUAGUAAGAUAUGAUCAUUUACAGUGAUUCAAUUUGUCAUGAACUUCUCGGCUCGGCAGUUGCUGACUUUAGCCUGCAUAAAUUGGUUCAGCUUUCAGGGGCUCCGGUG